CUGCGGCUGCGCAGUAGAGACAUUCCGAGGAUCCGUCAGGUUACUGGAGUGUGCCUAGUUAUACAACACUUUUUAGCUCAUUUUCUGUCUCUUAAGACGCGUGUCGCUCAUAGAACCAUGAAUCCUGAUAUUAAACGAGAACGCUUAAAUGCGUCAUUUGAUGUCGAAAAAGUUACGUACAUUUUGGACGGGGGCCCGGAGAAGACCAAAAGACGACGAGAAAUUGAGUCGCUGGUUUUCAGUGACCCCGACUUCAACGAGGAGGACCCAAACUUCCUGUCUCGCAGUGAACGCUAUGACCAAGCCAUUCGAAAAAGCGCCCAGAUGGUCCUGAAGCUCAGAGAGUAUGGCAUCGCAGACCCAGAGGAGAUCUAUCACUACAAGAGUUGUGUGCACCCCGGCAGGCCGUCGCCCUUGGACCUUCAUUUGGCAAUGUUCCUGCCCACUCUGCUCAACCAGGCCUCCCCAGCUCAAAUGGACCAUUUCUUCAUGCCCGCCUGGAACCUAAAGAUCAUCGGCACCUACGCUCAGACCGAGAUCGGCCACGGCACCCACCUCAGAGGGCUGGAGACCACAGCCACGUACGAUCCAGCCACGCAGGAGUUUGUCUUGAACAGCCCCACCGUCAGCUCCAUCAAAUGGUGGCCUGGAGGACUUGGGAAGACCUCUAACUAUGCCAUCGUUUUAGCCCAGCUUUACACUCUGGGAAACUGCCAUGGUCUGCACGCUUUCAUCGUUCCCAUCCGUGAUAUGACCACUCAUGAACCUCUGCCAGGUAUUGUAGUUGGUGAUAUUGGCCCUAAGUUUGGCUUCAGUGAAGUUGAUAACGGAUUUCUGAAAUUGGAGAAUGUGAGGAUCCCUCGGGAGAAUAUGAUGAUGAAGUAUUCCAAGGUGGAGCCAGAUGGGACCUACGUGAAUCCACCCAGUUCCAAACUGACCUAUGGGACCAUGGUGUUCGUCCGCUCAAUGAUUGUAGGCGAGUCUGCUCGGGCCCUCGCCAAGUCCUGCACCAUCGCCAUUCGCUACAGCGCGGUCCGUCACCAGUCUGAGAUCCGGCCGGGAGAGCCCGAGCCUCAGAUCCUCGACUAUCAGACGCAGCAGUACAAGCUCUUCCCUCUGCUGGCCAUGGGCUAUGCUUUCACGUUUGUUAGCCAGUAUAUGACAGAGAUAUACCACCGUAUCACUGAACACAUCAACCAGGGGGACUUCAGCGAGCUGCCCGAGCUCCAUGCCCUCUCUGCGGGCCUGAAGGCCUUCACCACUUGGGAAACUAACUCUGCUAUUGAAGUGUGCCGCAUGUCAUGUGGUGGCCACGGUUACUCUCGCAGCAGUGCCUUGCCAGAUAUUUAUGUUGAGUUCACACCAACCUGCACCUACGAGGGUGAGAACACCGUCAUGAUGCUGCAGACUGCAAGAUACCUGGUGAAGAGCUACCGGCAGGCUAAAGCAGGCCAGCAGCUGAGUGGCAUUGUGUCGUACCUGAAUGAGUCCCAGAACAGGAGGGUGCAGCCACAGGCCGUGGCCGCCAGGCCCCCCGUGGUGGACAUCAAUGACCUGAGCAGCCUGGUGGACGGCUACAAACAGCGAGCUGCCGUUCUUGUUGAGGUGGCAGCAAAAAGCAUCCAGCAGGAGCUGCAGCGCAGGAAGUCACAGGAGGAUGCCUGGAACAACAGCGCUAUCGACCUGGUCAGAGCCUCAGAUGCCCACUGUCACUAUGUUGUGGUGAAAGUCUUUAAUGAGAAGCUAAAGGGGAUUGGGGACACAGCGAUUCACUCUGUGCUGUCAACCCUGGCUGUGCUCUAUGCCAUGCAUGGUAUCACAAAGAACUCUGGAGACUUCCUACAGGCUGGAGUGGUGAGCGUGCCCCAGGUGCUGCAGAUCUCAGUCCGUAUAAAAGAGCUUCUGUCUCAGCUGCGACCCAACGUUGUGGCGCUGGUAGAUGCCUUUGACAUCCAUGACAAAAAGCUGAAUUCGGUUCUGGGGCGUUAUGAUGGAAACGUCUACGAGCAUAUGUUCGAGUGGGCUCGCCGCUCACCUCUUAAUGCCACAGAGGUCCACGAAUCCUUCCACAAGUACCUGAAGCCCCUGCAGUCCAGACUGUAAGCCAAUAAAUGGACCUCAUCUAAUGGCUGGGACCCUUUACCUCUGCACAAAUCUCCCUGUAGUGAACCUGUGAUAUGAACCCCAUGAUGGAUUUUACAGCCUAUGAGAUGGUAUUUACGAGGAGCGUAGCACUCCAUCCACGUCUGUUUUCUCUCUUAGCUGUAAAGUUGAACUCAACAACCAAUACUAUAGCUUUGGUAGACAGCAGAUAACUCUGGAAUGUUAUGAAUACUCAGUUUAGUGAUCGAAAAGAUUGAUGGAGGGAUAGACUAAAUAUGUUUUCUGUUACCAGAAACUCGUUUUUCAAAAUAAACAUAAAUAAUAAAUAUUUGACCUAAGAAGGUAAAGAUGGAGCCCACAUAUGACAAUACAGAAAACAAUAAUCAAUUUACUGCUUUUAUUCAUAUUAUGCAGAUACAAACUUCAUAAUAAAUGCUUUAUGAAAUUCACUUUAUUUUUGCCACAUUCCUACAGCCUCAAGCGUGUGAGCCAGAAAAUAUAGAAGCUUUUUCCAUUUACCAGAUUUUCAUUAGAAAUAUUGCAUAAUGUCUGUAAUAUUUUCCAAAGGUUCUAGUGAUUUGUAAACAUCAUUAUCCAAUUAAUGUAGGCCUCAAAGAGGAAUCUCAUAGAGUUGAUCUUAGCUUUCUUCCUUGUUGAACUUCUCCUUUCCUCUUGAAACUGUGAUCAACUUGAAUUUGUUGACUGCAGUCUCCCACUACAUGGCAUUUCAGUUCAUAAAAACUAAGAUCAGUGAACAAAUCGCAGGCUCACCAUAAGAUCAGUGUUUGGGACUGUAGUGGAACAGUUUGUUGUUGUGGAUGAAUUCAUGCACUUUGGGAUUGUAAUUUAAUUUUUAAAGAGACCUAGCCCUUUACCAUUUUUAUUUAAAUUAUGCAUGAUCCUUUGUGUUUGAACAUCAGUGUGUGCAUCUGGUGACUUUUUAAUGUUUUGAUUGGCAGAUGAUUUUCUAUGUUGCCAGGUGAAUUGUGUCCUUUAUAAAAAGUAUAUUUUAGGAGGAACAUUGUGAGCUUCUGGCAAUGACAAAGAGUGACCUAGGCCACAUAUUAUGUGCAGAAUAGAGUCUGUGCAUUUCUAUUAUCCCUCCCUACCAUGUGGGGUUGACAUAUGAAAGCUUUGCACCCUUGUCCACCUUUAGAUGGCUUCUUUUUAAAGCUGUCGUUUCUAAUAUGACACAUUUCAGCACACAAUCUUUAAAAAUGAUUGUUAAAAUACUUUCUAAUACUAAGUUAAACCUGUGUAGAGAUCACCAGUUAUACUAAUUCAUACCUGGUUUUGUAUUUCUUUCAAAGUUUGGUUUAGCAAACAGUUCAGUGAGCAGUCAUGCUAAAAAUGAAUAGAAAGUAGCAACAAGACUCCGAUAUUUUUGUGCAAUUUUAGGACUGUAAUGAUUCCUAGUUCUAAAGCCUCACACUGUAAUCUGUAAAGCUGAUUUGUGCAUCAGUAUGUGCCUGAGGAAAUUUUAUUUCCAUUAUCUAACAAAUAACGGAUGUUCUUUCACGAGGGUUUCUGUAUUUUCACAAGCUGUGAAACCUGUGAUUUCAAUGGAAUUGCACAACUAAUAUAAUCAUCAGACCGAACCUUUAAUCAUCUAUGCUUUGGUUUUGUCAGGAUGUUUCAAUCAAACGAUUUUUUGUUCAUCUAAAAUGUAAUGUCAUUUAUAAAAGGAAGUGAAUAAAAUAAAUGAUUCAUGUUGUUUUUCCUGA
This is a messenger RNA of Girardinichthys multiradiatus, 3827 nucleotides long. It is a transcript of the gene acox1, whose product is annotated as acyl-CoA oxidase 1, palmitoyl. Gene Ontology annotation, molecular function: FAD binding; fatty acid binding. Gene Ontology annotation, biological process: lipid homeostasis; fatty acid beta-oxidation using acyl-CoA oxidase; very long-chain fatty acid metabolic process. The record is from RefSeq and is a predicted model, not a curated record. Gene Ontology annotation, cellular component: peroxisome. The transcript has 14 exons. Lineage: Eukaryota; Metazoa; Chordata; Actinopteri; Cyprinodontiformes; Goodeidae. The coding region runs from base 118 to 2103 and encodes 661 amino acids.